Molecule: messenger RNA, 452 nt
Organism: Hibiscus syriacus
Lineage: Eukaryota; Viridiplantae; Streptophyta; Magnoliopsida; Malvales; Malvaceae
Exons: 2
Coding region: 18-359 (113 amino acids)
Source: RefSeq, a predicted model, not a curated record
UUUGGUUUGAAAAAAUUAUGGAAACCAAACGUUCAUUUUGUCUCAUCAUUUGCUGCUGUGUUUUGGCAUCGGUCCUCAUCUUCUCCUAUGGAACAGCCUCUCGUAAUUUAUUCGAGGUUCAAGAAGAUGGAAAUGGACAAAGCAAGGCGGGACUAAUGGGACAUGCAUCAUCUAAUGCACCGUCUCAGGCCGGCCGGGAUUCACCUCCGACAUCACGUGGCGGCAUAACUGGAAGAACCCGAAACGCGGUCACGGCGAUGGCAGCUUGCUCAAGGAGUAAUCGUGGUUAUCUUUGUGUCCCUGGCAAUAACCGACCAAAACGGCAAAACUGCACAACUUAUAAUAGAUUGUGUCAUUAAAAUCCAUUAAAAGAAAUUGAAUCUCCAACUCUUUUUGGUUUGUUUCAACUUCCAUCAUAUAGUCCGAAUAGAGUCUGCCUUGCGCUUUCGAUU